GGUUGCCAAAAUAUGUAUUGGAAAAAAAACAAACUCAAUUUGUUCUACUCGUAUAUUAAGACAGGAAAAAAUUAAUAUUUCGGAGCAAACAAACUCGGUGAAAACUUAAUCGAAAUUAGACGAAGAGAAUUGAGAGUAAUUGAGUUGAACGUUUUUUACAGCAAUCAAUUAGUGCGUCUAUAGUGAAAAAUGGCUACACUUCUCAGUGCAUCUUCCACUCCUAAAAGGGUUGUACAAACUCUCAGCAACAGACAAGGCAGUGUCUACGAUUUAGAUAUUGAUAUGUUUCUCAAAAUUUCAAACUACGAAGACACUGUUAGACAAUUGGAUAUUUAUUAUGGCAUUGUUAAAAGACAAAUUCUGAACCAUCAGAGCUGCAUCACUGGAUUGUUUCCACUAGUAUCCAGUAACAAAACAGAGGCCAGUGUGAGAGAAAGUAUUUAUUGUGCUGCUGCAAUAUGGAGUCUUUACCAGGCAUAUAGACGAAUUGAUGAUGACAGAGGUAAAUCCUACGAGCUUGGACAGUCGGCGAUAAAAUGUAUGCGUGGCAUUCUCCAGUGUUGGAUCAGGCAAUCCAACAGAGUGGAGUUAUUCAAACUCAAUCAGUGCAAUCGUUUUUCACUCCAUUGCAAAUUCCAUUUGGAUACCGGUGAUGAAAUUUACAAGGAUGAAGAAUAUUACCACCUACAAAUCGACGUGGUUUCUCUGUACCUCAUAUUUUUGGUACAAAUGAUAUCUUCAGGGCUACAAAUAAUUUACACUCAAGAUGAAGUUGCGUUUAUCCAAAAUCUCGUCUACUACGUAGAACGAGCAUAUAGAACACCGGAUUAUGGAAUGUGGGAAAGGGGAAGUCGUUACAACGACGGAACGCCAGAGAUUCAUGCGAGUUCCAUUGGCAUGGCAAAGAGUGCGUUGGAGGCCAUCAACGGAUGUAAUCUUUUUGGUGAAAAAGGUGCUUCCUGGUCGGUUAUCUACGUCGACAUCGAUGCGCACAAUCGUAAUCGCAGUAUUUUUGAGACCAUGCUGCCUCGAGAAUCAACUUCAAAGAGUGUUGACGUAGCUCUCUUACCGACAAUUUCAUUUCCUGCUUUCGCGACUCACGAAGAAUUCUUGUACAGUGAAACGAAGGCAAAUAUUGUGCGAAAGUUACGAGGCCACUACGGUUUCAAACGCUUCGCUAGAGACGGUUUCAAAACGGUGAUCGAAGAUCCGAGCCGACGUUAUUAUAAAUCUGGAGAGAUUAAGGAUUUUGAUAAAAUUGAAUGCGAGUGGCCGCUCUUCUAUAUUUACAUGAUAAUUGACGGUGUUUUCAAAACACUUCCGGAGCAAGUCGAAGAGUAUCAGCACUUGCUCAGGGCUCGAAUUCAUAAAGAUGCAAAUGGGGAUCCAAUCAUCCCCAUGUAUUUUUAUGUCCCGGAAAAAAACUUGGAAGUCGAAAGACACGAGCCGGGCACCACGUUCCGUGUCGCCAGCGCCGAAGGUACAGCUCACAAAACUCAUAACGAAACUGAGGGAACCACUCUAUAUUUGUGGAACCAAGCCAUGUUCAUUAUUGCACAGCUACUCACUGCAGGCCUUUUGCACAUCAACGAAUUAGAUCCUAUUAGACGCUAUUUACCCUCAUAUAAUAGGCCCCGCAGAGCCGGAAGAUAUUCCGCUUUUCAAGCCAAACCCAGCAUCGGAACGCAUACGGAUCUCGUGGUGCAAAUUGUUUUGAUUGCGGAAUCGAUGAGGCUCCAGGCGAUGAUGGCGACUUAUGGAAUUCAAACGCAAACUCCCCACGAAGUUGAGCCAGUUCAAAUUUUGUCCUCGAUACAAUUGGUGAAAGUUUAUCAAAAGUUGGGAGUCAACAGCAAGUUAAAUCUUCAGGGCAGGCCUGCCAGACCUAUUGGUUCAUUGGGUACGAGCAAAGUGUACCGAGUCUGUGGCAUGACAGUUCUCUGUUAUCCGCUGAUUUUCGAAGUUUCUCAAUUCUAUUUGUACCGUGACAUGGCCCUGUUGAUCGACGACAUAAAAACGGAGCUGAAAUUCGUUGGGAAAUACUGGAGACUGUCCGGUCGACCAACCGUUUGCCUCUUAAUAAGAGAGGAACACAUGAGAGAUCCUCAAUUCAAAGAGAUGCUGGACCUUCUUGCGAUGUUGAAGAAAGGGUAUUGCGACGGUACCAAAGUCCGAAUUGGUCGUCUUCAGAAUUUAAUAUCGUCGUCUUGUAUCGAACAUCUCGAUUUCGUUAGCACUAUAGAAACGGAUCUUGAGUUGAAACAAUUCAAGCAACUGGAACACGACUACAUCGGCUAUCAGAGUUUGACCGACGUGCCGAGAACUCUUACUUACACCGAGGACGUAAUUGACAAUGCGAAAUUUUCCAACGAACCAACCCACGGUAUUUUGGACGAGAUUCGCCGAACCGAGGGUCUUUACUCGAAAUGUCAACUGUACGGUAUUCUCAUGAAACGGGAAGGCAUCAAUUACGAAGUUAAUGGGACGACGGUCGGUGAUCAUCUUCGAGCUUUGUAUCAACGCGCCGGUGACCUCAGAUAUUGGAUGGCAGUUCGUUAUUGCAGUAGUUUACUGAAUCACACUGUUGAUAGUAUUAGCCCUUUUAUUACGGGAGUUCUAGUCAAAGGAAAACAGAUUACCGUUGGAGUGAUCGGACACGAAGAAACGGUUUUUGACAAGCCCAUGACUCCAGCGGAAAUACAAUCCGUAAUGUACUCAACGAUUCAACCUCACAAUGUCGUGCAAGCAGUGCUGCAGCAAGAAGUUUUGCUCUAUUGCGGUCGUUUGAUCGGCACGAAUCCCGACAUGUUCAAGGGAAUCCUUAAAAUUCGGAUCGGGUGGGUCCUGGAAGCAAUGAGACUUUAUCUGGAAAUGUCUGUCGAAAAUCCAAAGCCAAUUGAAAAUUACAGCCCGUUCGAGAUUAGGAAGAUACUCAUCAAAGUCUUGACAGUCAAAGAUUGGGAAUCUUCAGAAAAUUUGACGGUCAUUAGUAGAAGAAAAAUUGAGGGCAGCUUGUGUCGUGUACCCGCCCGUUUUUACAACCAAGUCUGGGAAGUCCUGAUGCGUUGUCCCGAGGGCAUUUGCGUCAAUGGACGAGAGUUGCCUCAGCAACCGACUCUCUCGAACAUGACUCGAUCGGAGCUGACUUUUGCCCUUUUAGUGGAAACAAUUUUGCAUCACAUAAGCAAACCGGAAUACAGACAAAUCAUCGUCGAGCUUCUCAACAUAGUCGCAACGAUUCUUCUUCGAAAUCCGGAGUUGAGUUUUAACCGACAACUGGACUUGAACAAGCUCGUCGAAGAUGCAGUGAUAAUGUACUGUAAAGACACCAACGCCGAAAAACCGGACGACAUGGAGCCCUUCUUCGCCGCCCACUAUUCCGUAACUACCGGAUAUCUCGCGAGAGCUGUCGUCAACAAUGUUUUAACCGGGGGUUGCGUCACAACGAUGUUCGACGUGAAUCACAGCGUUGAAUCCACAGAAAUGUGCCAUAUUACGUAAAAGUUAGGCCGAGAUGAUUCAUAGACCUUUUUCUCUUGUCACGUUCUUCAGGAGCUAUAAGCUUCACGUCGAAAAUCAUAGGCGAAACAAAAUAUUUGCCAUUAUUUGUGCACAAGUAAAAAGGUCCAUUAGACUCUGAAUAGAAGCGUUUGUACUAUUUACAACGGAAGUACAUUAAAUUGUAAAUACGAAUGAAAUAUCGCGUGAAUUAUAUUUUUAUGAAAAAUUUUGUCUUUUCUGACGAGUGUUGAGUUGAAUAAAAAUAUUCUAUAAUUGUU
Venturia canescens is the source of this 3779-nucleotide messenger RNA. RefSeq names its product probable phosphorylase b kinase regulatory subunit beta. The record is from RefSeq and is a predicted model, not a curated record. Bases 190 to 3501 code for a protein of 1103 amino acids. The transcript is spliced from 17 exons. Gene Ontology annotation, biological process: glycogen metabolic process. Lineage: Eukaryota; Metazoa; Arthropoda; Insecta; Hymenoptera; Ichneumonidae. Gene Ontology annotation, molecular function: calmodulin binding. Gene Ontology annotation, cellular component: phosphorylase kinase complex.